CCUUUCCCGGCGAGUUCCGGUUGGUUUUUCCGGCAUAGUUCCGGUUCGUUUUUCGGAUGGUUCAGCACCUCAGCAUUCCCCGAUGUUGUUCCGGCCCAUUUCCCGGCUUAGUUCCGGUCAUUUUCUGGCGUUGUUUCGGCAAUUUCUCGGAUUAGUUCCGGUCAUUUCCCAGCUUAGUUCUGGCCAUUUUCCCGACUUAGUUCCGGUCAUUUUCCUGGCUUAGUUCUGGCUUUUCCUAGCGUUGUUCCGGCCUUUUCCCGGCUUAGUUCUGGCCAAUUUCCCCGGCGAGUUCCACUUUAUUUUCUCGGCAAGAUCUGGUCAUUUUCCCCAGCAAGAUCUGGUCAAUUUCCUGGCUUUGUUCCGGACAUCUUCUCAUCGUCUUUCGAGGUGUUUCUUUAGCAAGUUGGGCAUUCAUGAUAUUCAUGCUCCAACUUGGGGGGAGUGUUGAAAUAUAUAAAUAUUUCUAGAUAAUUGUGGAGCAAAAUCCUCCACCAAUCAUUGUGAUCCGAUCAAUUUCCUUUCAACUAUAAAUAUUUCUAUAUAUCGGUGGAGCAAAAUCCUCCACCAAUCACGGUGCCUCCUCUGACUAUUGUACACCUUUCAUAUUUUCUUAUCUUUACCAUGCCUAUAUAUAGGUUCUUUGUACUCAAGCAAAAUAUAUCUGAAUAAUAAAAAUGUAGCCCUUAGUGGCUCUUUGUCCAUGGAUGUAGGCCUUAGUGCCGAACCAUGUAUAUGUCUGCGUUCUCCAUCUUUCUUUCUUCCCUUUUCCUAUUUGCAUUUCUUAUUUCCACAUCCAAAUUUAACACAAAAUUCUUCAACUGAUGGACUUAUUCUUCCUCCAUAAGACGAUUCACUAUGGAAAUCUCUGUAAUCUUAAAAUAUAUUAAGAAUAAAUAAGAAAGAAAUGAACAAAGCAAAAGAGAAAUUGAGCGGAAAUCGCUAAGGCAAAAGCUGCAAAAAAACCCUGAAAGUGUAUGUUGAAACCCUCUAGUGAUGAGACAGUAAGGGAUGAAAAUUAUAAUGAGGUCUAAAGGUGGAAAGUUUAUUCUUCGAAUUGAAGACACUGAUUUAGAGAGAUCCACAAAGGAAUCUGAAGAGGCCUUGCUACAAGAUCUUUCUUGGCUUGGUCUUCACUGGAAUGAAGGCCCUGGUGUUGGCGGAGACUAUGGACCAUAUUGGCAAUCUGAAAGAAAUACUUUGUACAAGCAAUAUGUAGAGAAGCUUGUAGAUGCUGGCCACGCUUAUCGUUGCUUUUGUUCUAGUGAGGAAUUAGAAAAAAUGAAGGAGAUUGCAAAGUUAAAGCAACUACCUCCUGUGUACAGUGGAAAGUGGGCCAAUGCCACAGAUGAAGAAGUACAAGAAGAGCUGGAGAAGGGAACACCAUUUACAUAUAGAUUCCGUGUGCCUAAGCAAGGGAGUCUGAAAAUUGAUGACCUCAUCCGAGGCGAAGUUAGCUGGAACUUGGACACGCUCGGAGAUUUUGUGAUUAUGAGAAGUAAUGGACAACCUGUUUAUAAUUUUUGUGUCACAGUUGAUGAUGCUACCAUGGGUAUUUCACAUGUUAUAAGAGCAGAAGAGCAUUUGCCAAAUACUUUAAGGCAAGCCUUAAUAUAUAAGGCUCUCAGAUUUCAGAUGCCUCAAUUUGCACAUGUUUCUUUAAUUCUUGCUCCUGAUAGGAGCAAACUAUCGAAAAGGCAUGGUGCAACUUCAGUGGGUCAGUUCAGGGAGAUGGGUUAUCUACCUCAGGCAAUGGUAAACUACCUAGCACUGUUGGGUUGGGGCGAUGGUACUGAAAAUGAAUUUUUCACCCUCAACCAGCUUGUUGAAAAAUUUUCAAUUGGUCGUGUCAACAAGAGUGGAGCAAUUUUUGAUGUUACUAAGCUAAGGUGGAUGAACGGUCAGCAUUUAAGAUCUCUUCCAUCCGAAGAGUUGACCAAACUUAUUGGUGAACGCUGGAAGAGCACUGGCAUCCUCACAGAAUCAGAGGGGCAAUUUGUAGAAGAGGCCAUUGGGCUCCUCAAGGAUGGGAUUGACUUGAUAACGGAUUCAGACAAAGUACUUUCAAACUUGCUGUCUUAUCCUUUGUACACUACUUUAGCAAGUCCUGAAGCUAAACCCAUCUUAGAAGAUCGGUUUUCUGAAGUUGCAGCCAGCUUGUUAACUGCCUAUGAUAGUGGUGAGCUCAUUGGAGCUCUAACAGAAGGCCAUGCUGGUUGGCAGAAAUGGGUGAAGAACCUUGGAAAAUCACUUAAGCGCAAGGGAAAAUCUCUAUUCAUGCCCCUUCGGGUGUUGCUCACAGGAAAGCUCCAUGGCCCAGAUAUGGGUGCUAGUGUACUUUUGCUCCAUAGAGCUGGAACCUGUGGUGUUGUAGCUCCUCAAGACAGUUUUGUGAGUUUAGAUGGAAGGUUCAAAAUACUGAGAGAAGUUGAUUGGGAAUCAUUUAAGAAAGAUAAACCUGCAUUGGAAUCUGCUGCCGCUGUAUCUCACUGAAAAUUUCCAGCGCUGUCUGAUUAUCGUAGAAGAUGCCUCUUGUUUCUUCUCCAGAAUCUUUUGAUAAUUUUGAAUCCUUCAGAAUAAUAUGACCAUGGGUAUGUCAGGAAGGAUUAUACACUUUAAGCAAGAUCCAACUAGUGUUGUUCGUGAUCGUGAUGAUGGGAACUUGUCACAAGUUUUGUAUGUAGUACAACUUAGUGGUUUGACAAGAAUGGUUUUUGUUGAAAUUUUCACAUCUGAUAAAUGUUAGGAUUGAAUGAACUAUAACAUGUCUGUGUUUAUGACAAAAUCAAUUAGUAGUUUUUGAUUUUAGUGGGCAAA
Cornus florida is the source of this 2814-nucleotide messenger RNA. Its product is annotated as glutamate--tRNA ligase, chloroplastic/mitochondrial. Gene Ontology annotation, molecular function: zinc ion binding; ATP binding; glutamate-tRNA ligase activity. The transcript has 13 exons. Gene Ontology annotation, biological process: glutamyl-tRNA aminoacylation. The coding region runs from base 1009 to 2490 and encodes 493 amino acids. The record is from RefSeq and is a predicted model, not a curated record. NCBI's taxonomy places the organism in Eukaryota, Viridiplantae, Streptophyta, Magnoliopsida, Cornales, Cornaceae.